UACUGAAGUAGGUAUAAUACGCGAACACGCAGGCCGGUAAAUAUUCGUUUUUUUUUUAUUAUUAUGGCAGUAUAUCUGUAAAGAUAAGCGGACGUGUGGAAAUAAUUGAUCACAACAAAACAGCAGGUGAACCAGUGCGACGAUGUGGGUGAAUUAAAUGAUGGAAAAUCGGGAAAAAUGAUUCACACCUCGAGGAAAUUGUUUUUGACGGUCCUGUUGAUUUCCGCGUGGACCCUGGUUCAAACGGUUUUCCAUCUCUUUUGGGUGCUUUAUGGGUAUUUGGCGCUAAUGUGCAAAGUCAGGCCCGAGUAUUAUGACGUUGUCUUUGUUUAUCUCACCUACUUUUAUAAGAGUUCUUGUGGCCCAAUCCACCUCAAAAAAGAGACCCUCUUCCUCAACACCACCACCCCCGAAGACGCCCUUCACAACACAAACGAAACCACCUCGAACCUGUUGUACCGGUUUUUAGUUGAGACCCUUAACAAGGGCGAACUACCCCUGCAAAGUGAGACUUUCAACAGGACAGAGAUGUACUUGAGCCUGUUUUGUAUUAGUGAUAUAGGGUGGUUUUUGUCCGCCAUAGGGUUGUCUGUAGGGGCGUUUUGUAAGUUGAAACAGAAGUACUUUUCGAUAGUGUUUUAUGGCCCAUGGUUGUUGUGCUCUCUGUUCGUUAAUUUUCUGGAUGUGGUGUCGUCUGUACAUUUCGGGAUUGACCUUAUAUCAAUUAAUAGCUACACCACGUGGCUCCAGUUCGUCGGGGUGGCCAACUACGAUGAUUUCGUCACCUACGACUCCCACCCCAGCUCCAAGGUGAUCCCGGCCAUCCCCUCCACCCUUCUGGCCUCCCUCCUAUCUCGAUUCUUCUUCGUCUGGCUGCUGAACGUCGUCUGUUUCUUCGUCAUUUUAUUGUGGGCCAUUCCGGAUCUGUUUUUGAAAACGACCGUGAGGCGUAGACAAGGAGGGACGAAACAAGGGGGGUCCUUUCGGUCAGAAGAUGAACUGGAUUUUAACACGUCAGCCGCUAGGAUACGGAACUGGCAAUUGUUCUAUGGAGCGGUGGAAGCGAAUAGUACGAUGGCGUCGUCUAGUGGCGAGUUCGAAACUACCGAUUGUGCUGAUCACAAUUCUAACAGCAGAAACAAGCACCACGUGACUUUUACGGAAAAAUCCCCCCUCGAAAACAAACCGAGUACGUCCCUGGGACAGGAGAGCGGAAAUUUCAGGAGAUUCUCUGAUGUGGCGGGAGAUGUUGCAACAUUGCCCCAUAUAGUAGAGAAUGACGUCAAUGAUGACAAUAUGGCGGUCUUAAGGGGACAAAGGCCCUGGUCCUACCUGGAACAAGGGAAAAUUGAGUUUCCCAAGAAAUGUGGGGUCAUUGUUUCCUGUACGAGGCUGUAAUGGAUGGACUGAAGAAAUUGCCAUAACAACUAACCAGUAAUUCCUAUUUUUUAUGUCUUAUAUUGUUUGUAUGUACAUAUUUUAUAUUUUGAGCGUAUUAAAUUUUUGUAUUUAA
Molecule: messenger RNA, 1513 nt
Organism: Anthonomus grandis grandis
Lineage: Eukaryota; Metazoa; Arthropoda; Insecta; Coleoptera; Curculionidae
Exons: 9
Coding region: 178-1398 (406 amino acids)
Source: RefSeq, a predicted model, not a curated record